CACAUAUUUCAACGUCAACACACCGCAUCUCCAUUCAAAUUCUUUUUUCCUCUUCUCUUCUUUUUUUCAUGUCUAUUGAUUUAUCCCAGAAACUAUACGAUACCGAUACUACUGUUUAAUACUGAUUUAUAUUACUACUGCUACUCCUCCUCCUCCCAUCUAUCCAUCCUCGUAUCACACCAUACUUCCUGACUUCCAAUCUAGAUGUCAAGUUAACGCACAGCACGCACGACAAGCCACUUGACUUCUCUGGUCCCCAAAUCCGAUCAAGAACAGACUCGAAUCCAAUCCGAUCCAAUCAAUCCAUCCAGAUUCAUCAAUAUCAACAACUCUUUGACUACCAUAUAGUGUAGUGAUAGUACGGGAUUACCAGGUACAUACCUUACCUACCGUACAUAUCACACACACUAUCUCGAGACCAUACAUCGACUACCUACCUACCACCUCUCCAUACAUAAUCUCUUUUACUAGUUAAUUUACCUACCUAGUAUUCAAGGGUUUUUUCUUUUCUUUUAUCAUCACUUGUCUUGAGUUCGAUCAUCAUCCUUUGUUAUAUUCGAAUUCAAAUCAAAUUCAAAUCCAACAAAUCCAAAUUCUCAUUCUUUAUAACUUUGUUAUCGAUUGAUUUCAACCAAGAUACACCUCCAUCUCUCUCCCUCCUUCAAGAAGAAUAAAAGUCGAGGAUUAACUUCAUCCUCGUGCUUCACAUUCUCUCUCCAUGUAUUCCUCGCUCCCUAGUUCGUCCUGGAACCCAACCACUUCAAUAUCAUCACCCAUUGUACGAGAACGAAGUGCACCACAAACCGUCUCACCAAUCUCCCCACAACCAACUACAACCCCAACAUCUCCCACCACAUCAUCAUCAACCAGAGGUCGUCUACGAGGUUUAAGUUAUUUGCGAAGUUACACCCAAAAUCAUUUGUUAUCGAGGGAACACCACAAUCAAACUCCUUCCAAUACAAAUACAAAUUCCAAUUCGAAUUCAAAUACAAGUUCGAAUAGCAAUCAUCAAAAUUCACGACCCACACUCUCACACACCUCAAGUUACCCUUCACCUUCAUCCCCCACGUCAGCGAGCGCACCCUCUCACGCCUCUUCUGCAGCCUCGCCUGCAACUUCUGCAACUCCUACAACCGAAAUUCUUCCUCGACAAAUUUCACCCACUGCACGAAGAUCCACAAACCCCCCCGAAUUAACUUCUGCAGGUUCGAAUAAUCAAGAAAAUCUUGGAUCGACAAGUGGGUGGUUACCGACAGUGGGAGGUCACAGCGGAGUAUCAAGAAUUGCAACUCAGCCACAACCUACCGCGACUGCCUCCUCUUCAGCCGUCUUAUCGGCCAACGAUUCAUCUGCGAUAACCUCUGGUCUGGAGGCGUCGAUGGCAAGAACUAGAUCUGCAGGAACAGGAGGGGCAGCAGAUAUGCCUUUAUUAAAUGACUUGGGAGAGAACACUUCCCAAUCAACAAGAGAAACCAUGUCGCAUCAAUUACCAUCGAUUCGUUUCUCUCCGCAUCAAGAUCCUCGAGCCCAUCGUCCAUCUCUCGUAUUUGGUACCAUGAGUCGAACACUCCCGACAGGAAAGGAAAUUAUAAAAGUUGGUCGAUAUUCCGAAAGAGAUAAUCAACCCCCUCAUGCUACGAAUGUGCCAUCGUUUGCACCAGUUGGUUUCAAGUCAAAAGUGGUUAGCAGACGUCAUUGUGAAUUUUGGUGCACGGGAGGUCGUUGGUUUAUCAAGGAUGUGAAAAGUUCAUCGGGCACAUUUCUCAAUCAUAUACGAUUAAGUUCGCCUGGAACAGAAUCAAAACCAUUCCCAGUGAACGAUGGCGAUAUAGUUCAAUUAGGUAUAGAUUUCAAAGGUGGUGAGGAAAUGAUAUUUAGAUGCGUCAAAAUACGAGUGGAACUCAACAAAGGAUGGCAAACUGGUCCUAGCAGUUUCAAUGUACAAUCUCAUAAGCGCUUGCGCGAGCUCAACAACAAUCUCAAAAAACAAGCCUCAGGUGGUUCGAGUAGUUCCUCGCAAGAUUGCUCAAUUUGUCUGGGACCUAUAGCACCCUGCCAAUCUUUAUUCGUCGCACCAUGUUCUCAUACAUGGCAUUACAAAUGUAUACGAGUUGUUAUCAAUGGUCCUGCUUGGCCUCAUUUUAUAUGUCCAAAUUGUCGUACAGUCGCAGAUCUCGAGGCAGAGCUUGAUGAACCAGAUGGAGAUUGGGAGGAAUUGGCCACAUCUGAUGCGGAGGCUGAGGUGGAAGCAACAUCAGAAUCGGCAACAAAUACAAACAAUCCCGUUGGAACCGAGCCAACAACCCAGGAAACGGUUUUACCACGAACGAGUGACCCUAUAGCGGCACCAAUUUUACCAGAGCCGGAAACCUUUGAACCUUCGAAUAUGAAUCAUAUCGAAGAUGAUCUCGACACGAGUGAUGAUUCUAGUACAGGUGCUCACGCCCACGAAACUAGACUCGAAGAUAUAGCUUUUCUUAACGUCAGCGAUUCACAAGCCAGUUCGGCUUCAGCCACACCGGUUCCUCAAACCAACUUGAGUUCUACAGUAUCACCUGUCGACAUAAUCGCAAGAAAACCAGUCCCUAGUGCCGCCUCCACUUCUCGUUCUGAGCGCGGUUCACCAAGUCCAAAUGGGAUGCAUCCUACAUUGGCAGAUCCUCUCACGGGUGAAGGACCAAUGACACCUAGAAAUGACGUGGGGCCAUUCAUUUUCGAUGGUGGUGCAGGGAGAACAAAUACAAUCAGGCUAGCUACUGGAUCUAGCAAUCUAGAUUAUAAUGAAACCCCAACAACAGCUCACUCGACACCACAUUCUGCUCUUUAGAUUUAUUCUCAAAAGAGACAAUCAAUACGAAAUGAUUUGGCCAUGGCAAAAUAUCUGCAUUUUAGCGAAGAAGGAUUCUCUAUGGGCGACCAUAUGAUAUGUCUAAUGGUUUGAUUUAUCACUUUUGUACGGUUACGAUAAUGGAUAAUAAACGACAAAUAAUCUUGGUACAUAGUUUCGAAGGAACAAUUGAGGGGAAUGAGAAAUUAGUUUACAUGUUAGGGUGAAUGGUGAUAGGCGUCUACCUGGAGGGAUUCAAAGUCAGUUGAGAAAUGGAGUGGGGUGGAGUUAAUUGCUUCUUAUAUGAGCUGGUUGAUUGGGAGGGAAUGUGUUAUUGAUAGAGGAGAAGUGGUAGGGGCAGGUGCAAGCGAAUGCGCUAAAUACGUACGCACUUGCAUUUACAGUUAUAUAUGCUGUUGGGAAUACCUAGGAAUAGGAGAUAGGAAUAGGAAUAGAAAAAGCGAAGAGCGAAACGGAGGGAAUCAGAACCAAGUAAACUCGGAGCACUUAGUAUAGUAGAUAUAUCUCGCUUGUGGUGAAUAGGGGAGAGGGGGUGGAUACCUGGAAAUAUGAGAUGGUUUUUAUGCUUUUUGAUGUUUUAUAUUUGAUAUUGAUAUUAUU
Botrytis sinoallii is the source of this 3448-nucleotide messenger RNA. RefSeq lists its product as uncharacterized. Gene Ontology annotation, biological process: protein ubiquitination; mitotic spindle assembly checkpoint signaling; negative regulation of septation initiation signaling. Lineage: Eukaryota; Fungi; Ascomycota; Leotiomycetes; Helotiales; Sclerotiniaceae. The coding region runs from base 719 to 2827 and encodes 702 amino acids. The transcript is spliced from 3 exons. Gene Ontology annotation, cellular component: cytosol; mitotic spindle pole body; cell division site. Gene Ontology annotation, molecular function: ubiquitin protein ligase activity; protein binding. The record is from RefSeq and is a predicted model, not a curated record.